Messenger RNA from Drosophila sulfurigaster albostrigata, 1831 nucleotides. It is a transcript of the gene TfIIA-L, whose product is annotated as transcription initiation factor IIA subunit 1. Gene Ontology annotation, cellular component: transcription factor TFIIA complex. The coding region runs from base 156 to 1343 and encodes 395 amino acids. The transcript has 7 exons. The record is from RefSeq and is a predicted model, not a curated record. Lineage: Eukaryota; Metazoa; Arthropoda; Insecta; Diptera; Drosophilidae. Gene Ontology annotation, biological process: transcription by RNA polymerase II; transcription initiation at RNA polymerase II promoter.
AAAUUUGUCACAAUUCGUCUGGUUGCCAGACAAGACGCAUUUCUUAAUUUUUUUGUCGAAGUUUUUUAUUUAUUAAAUUAAUACGACUGGUAGUGAAUUUUGUCAAGCAGUAACAAAGAAAAAAGGCAUCAAACUGGCGGAGAAAAAAAGUGCAGAUGGCAUUAUGCCAAACAUCAGUGCUGAAAGUGUAUCAUGCCGUGAUUGAAGAUGUCAUCUCGAAUGUGCGCGACGCCUUUCUGGAUGAGGGCGUCGACGAGCAGGUGCUGCAGGAGAUGAAACAGAUCUGGCGCAAUAAACUGUUAGCAAGUAAGGCGGUUGAAUUGAAUCCAGAGCCGGGCGAGCCGGGUCAUCAUCCACCGCCCAUUGUGGCCAACAAUCCAAAGAGCUCGAAGGCUGCCAAUGCCAAAGCCAAAAAGGCUGCUGCCGCUGCGGCAGCCUCACAACAGAACAGCAACAACAACGGCGCCGGAGCAAGUGGUGGCAUGAACACGUCUGGGGACAGCAAUAAGCCAGCAACACCAGCUGCGGCAGCUGGUAAAUCUCCAGCAUUGACUGCAGUUGGCGGUGGAGGCAUCAUUAAGAAUGGUGGCAUCGGAGCCAUCAAGCAGGAGGUCACAUCACAGAAUCCGCCACCGUUGCAUCCCACAUCGGGUGCGGCGUCAAUGCUGCAGAAGCAACAGCAGGCUGCCGCUGCUGGUGGCGGCGGCAAUGCAGCUUCUGGUGGUCAGACACCCAUACCAAUUGUAUCGCAAUUGGACCCCAAUCGCAUAAUGCCUGUGAAUAUUACGUUACCUUCGCCACCUGGCUCAACAAGUUCGGAAUCUCGUGUGCUCACCAUACAAGUGCCAGCAUCGGCACUGCAAGAGAAUCAGUUGACCCAAAUAUUAACAGCUCAUCUGAUUUCAUCGAUCAUGUCAUUGCCCACCACAUUAGCCUCAUCCGUGCUGCAGCAGCAUGUGAAUGCAGCUCUCACCAAUGCCAAUCAUCAGAAGAAUAUUGCCAUUGCUAAGCAAUUGGAUGGCGCUUUGGAUUCGUCGGAAGAGGAUGAGAGCGAGGAGAGUGAUGAUAAUAUGGAUAAUGAUGACGAUGAUGAUUUGGACAAAGACGAUGACGAUGAUGCUGAGCAUGAGGAUGCUGCCGAAGAGGAGCCCUUGAAUAGCGAAGACGACGUCACCGAUGAGGACAAUGCCGAGGUCUUUGACACAGAUAACGUUAUUGUGUGCCAGUAUGAUAAGAUCACACGAUCGCGCAACAAAUGGAAAUUCUAUCUCAAGGAUGGCAUCAUGAAUAUGCGCGGCAAGGAUUACGUAUUUCAAAAGUCGAACGGCGAUGCUGAAUGGUAAUCGAAACUAGCACCAACACAACAAAAUAAAAAGCAAAGCGUAAAACAUGAAUCCAUAAAAUGAAACAAACAAAAAGACAGAACGAAAUGCCUCACAGUACGCCUUCAGCAAACAAAAAACACAGCAACAAAUACGUUACUAAGCACCCCCAUCUGAUCAGGUCAUCAUACCCAAUUCACAAAUUUUUCCCGCAUUCAGCCUUCAAAAAAAAGCCAGUUUUGACGGGAAAAAAUCCAAAUUGGCAGCACUGCUGGCGGCUGUGGUGAUACGCAGUGCCGCAACCCACAUGUUGCCACCCAUUGAGGAGGGCCCGAAACAAAUUUUCUACAGAGAAUUCUCUUCAGAAACCUUGUUCUUGGCCUUCCCCAAUGGGUGGCAACUUGUGGGUUGCGCCACUGUAUAUCACCACAGACGGCAGAGUUUUUUCCUCCGUCGCCACCACCACGUUACUUGCACCCCAUCUGAUCAGAUCAUCAUCCCAUAAUAAC